Messenger RNA from Linum trigynum, 2406 nucleotides. NCBI's taxonomy places the organism in Eukaryota, Viridiplantae, Streptophyta, Magnoliopsida, Malpighiales, Linaceae. The record is from the annotation of a GenBank genome assembly.
AUAAAACAAAUUCAAGGAAGGAAAAAAUCAAGAAAUGGGAAUGAGGUCACACGCAAUACUGUGCGAGAGAGAGAGAGAGAGAGAGAGGUAUUUUAAUGGAGGUUGGAGUUAGAUUUGGCCUUUGUGUGUUCCGUAGCUGCGUGAGAAAGAAUUUCUUGGUCCGCUGGUGAGAGCUUGUUGUUGCUGCGGCCUGCGGGCGGUUUACCUAGCAUAUUCCUCCCGUCCGGAGAGAGACAGUGAGUGCGAAAGAAAGAAAGAGGAGGAGCUGUGCGUGUGUCUGUAUUUGUCUCGGCAAUGGGGAAUUCGUUCGGUUGCUCCGCCUCCGGCGAGAGGCUGGUGUCGGCGGCGAGGGACGGCGAUUUGGUCGAGGCCAAGAUGCUCUUGGAUUGCAACCCUUGCCUCGCCAAGUACUCCACCUUCGGCGGCCUCAACUCCCCUCUCCAUUUCGCCGCAGCUAAAGGCCACAACGAGAUUGUGGCGUUGCUGCUGGAUAAUGGCGCCGACGUGAACUCCAGGAAUUAUUGUGGCCAGACGGCAUUGAUGCAAGCUUGUAGAUAUGGACACUGGGAAGUUGUACAGACUCUUCUUCUUUUCCGAUGCAAUGUUACGCGAGCGGAUUAUCUAAGUGGAAGGACUGCCCUUCAUUUCGCAGCUGUAAAUGGCCAUGCAAGAUGUCUGAGACUAGUUGUUGCUGAUUUUGUUCCUAGUGCUCCUUUUGUUCUUGCUUGUGAUCGGGCAGUAAAUGAUGCAGGAGAGUCUGCUACUGUAAAGACAAGCGCACUGUCCAAGUUUGUAAAUAAGGCGGCGGAUGGUGGUAUAACUGCUCUUCACAUGGCUGCAUUGCAUGGCUAUUUCGACUGCGUACAGCUUUUACUUGACCUUCAUGCAAAUGUUUCAGCUGUGACAUUUCAUUACGGAACAACGAUGGAUCUAAUUGGAGCUGGGAGUACACCUUUGCAUUAUGCUGCUUGCGGGGGCAAUUUAAAGUGCUGCCAGAUCCUUCUAGCAAGAGGUGCCAGUCGGAUUUCAUUGAAUUGCAAUGGGUGGCUGCCUGUCGAUGUGGCUAGGAUGUGGGGCCGUCAUUGGCUUGAACCAUUGCUGACACCAAAUUCGGAUUCUAUCAUCCCACGAUUCCCUCAAUCGUGCUACUUAUCCUUGCCCCUUCUAAGUGUGCUUAACAUAGCAAGAGAGUUCGGGAUGCAAUACGCGACGUCCUCUGAUGAUCCAGACGUUUGUGCUGUCUGCCUAGAGAGACACUGUAAUGUGACUGCUGAAGGUUGUGGGCAUGAGCUUUGUGUGAGAUGUGCACUUUACCUGUGCUCAACGAGCAACAUGCCAACUGAAACAGCUGGCCCACCUGGUUCCAUCCCGUGUCCACUCUGCAGAAAUGGAAUCGUCUCCUUCACCAAAUUGCCAGGCUCCCCAGCAAAAGAACUGAAGCAGCUUUCCAUGUCACUCGGCCUGUGCACCCCUUGCAUGCUUCACCCUCGUGACGACCAGCGAGCAGCGUGUGUACCCGAGAUCCGAAAGAACCGUGUGGCUGCAGUAGUAUCUUCAGAAUACCUCUGCCCAGUCACCUGCAGCCCUUUCCCAUCCGUGGCAAUGCCGUUGUGCACCUGCAAUGACGGCCCUUGCCCUCCGUUCGAACCCGAGUCAGCCGACGAAUCAACAUCUGAAUCAUCCCCACGUGGCUCGCACGCAGCAGCGCCCAGUGGGGACCAGGAUAAACUGGAAGGGACGAGGCUGGAGAAGACUACAUGUUCGAACAUGUUUUGGAGCAGAAGAAGCUGCAGCCGUGAGCAUCAAUGCAACUCCGAAAUAAAUGCUUGACAACAGAAGAACGAUGCUCUUCUCAUUGAUUUUGGGGGUUUGGCGGAGGGAGUUUUUUCGAGGAUGAAGGUAAUCUGCUCUAUUGCGAUUUUUCGGUUUAAUAUAUAUAUAUAUGGGGAAGGGGCUUGGGGUGGUUUAAGGUCUGUAGAAAAGGUUUUGUUUAGGAGAACUCGUAUAUGUGAUUCGACGGGACGAAAAAUGUGAUUUUAGGGUUGCAGACUAUUGGCCAUUUCCGUCUGUCUGUCCCUCCUCCAUCCACCUAUUAUGUUCAAAUUUUUCUGGUUCUUGGCUUUGACAGGUAGGAAAAAGGUUUAGGGAAUGAGCAGAUAUUGGGUGAUCUGUUUUUGUUUUCGUUUCUCUAUCAUUUUAGGUGGGCAUUAUGUGUCCAUAUAUGUAAUUUUAUCGCAACCAAACCGCAUUUAGGUGUUGAACUAGAUGUAAAUGUAUUGGUAUAUUCAUGAACAAGAGCCAUGCUUGUUGUAACUUAUGUACGAAGCCGAGAGUACGAACAUGUUUUUAACAUUGGGCUAAUACCAUUACAACACCCGAACUAUCCAAAAAAUGCCAUUUGUGUCC